Coffea eugenioides is the source of this 603-nucleotide messenger RNA. RefSeq lists its product as uncharacterized. The coding region runs from base 1 to 603 and encodes 200 amino acids. Gene Ontology annotation, molecular function: nucleic acid binding; RNA-DNA hybrid ribonuclease activity. The record is from RefSeq and is a predicted model, not a curated record. The transcript is spliced from 2 exons. NCBI's taxonomy places the organism in Eukaryota, Viridiplantae, Streptophyta, Magnoliopsida, Gentianales, Rubiaceae.
AUGGAGGCCACCCCAGAGGAGCUUGUGAAAGUGAAUGAUGGGGCAUCAGCAGGCAACCCAGGGAAGGAUAGAAUGGGAGGAAUUGUCAGAAAUAAAGUAGGCCUUUGGCUAGGGGGCUUCUCAGUGGGGUUAGGGGCAGUAACCAAUAUUCAAGCAGAAUUGUGUGCAAUCCUUAAAGGUUUACAGCUGGUUUGGGAGAAUGGCUACAGGAAAGUGAUAAUUGAAUUAGACUCCAAAGUAGGGAUGAAAAUGAUUGAGGAAGUAGAAGAAACCUCACCAUACUAUAAUGUUGUGCAGCAAAUCAGAGUGCUAAAAGUAAGGAAUGGUCAUAUAGCUUACAAAAUGUGUGGAGAGAAGGAAACAAAUGUGCGAAUUGUACGAUCAAGUGAGGCCAUUUUAGAAGAGAAGAUGUGCUUUAAUGUGCCUUACACAUUCAAGAAAGCAAAGAUUAUUGUUAAGAGGGAAAGCUAUAAUGAAGAAGGUGAAGGAAAGGGGUUAUUAGCAAAGGAGAUUGAGAAAUGGAAGAAGCAACAUGGCAUGAUUAUAUUACAAGAAGAGCAUGAUGCUUCCAAGCCCAUCAAAUCAUCCCAUGAUAAUAAAUGA